UACGUUCUUUUCGGUUGUUCUCUCUCACCGAAAGGGCUUUGCUUCUGCCACUAGUCUAUACCGGGCCGCUCUUCGAUACCGCAUCAUGGCACUUCCUAAGGUUUUCUUCGAUGUCGCCGUGAACGACGAGCCUAUUGGCCGCAUUAUUAUAGAGGUGAGAUCAGAUGUCGUCCCUAAGACAGCAGAUAACUUCAUUCAGUUGUGCACUGGGGAAAAAGGAUUUGGCUACAAGGGAUCCACCUUCCACAGAAUCAUCCCAAACUUCAUGUGCCAGGGAGGAGACUUCACUCAUCACAAUGGAACCGGAGGAAAGUCCAUCUUUGGAGCCAAGUUUCCUGAUGAGAACUUCACCCUGAAGCACACCGGACCUGGUAUCUUGUCUAUGGCCAAUGCUGGACCUAACACAAAUGGUUCCCAGUUCUUCGUCUGCACUGCUAAAACUGAAUGGCUGGACGGAAAGCACGUGGUGUUCGGCAAAGUCGUUGAAGGCUACGAAGUUGUAAAGAAAAUGGAGACUUACGGCCACAACAGUGGGAAAACAACAAAGAAAGUCAUCAUUGCCAACUGUGGUAGACUUUAAAGGAACUUCUUGUCACUUGUCUUAACAUUACAAGCAUUCCUUAUUCUUGACUGCUUCGGAUUCAUUCGGUUAUAAAAUGAGGCUUUGUGGACUGCUGGAGCAUAACAUUACACACUGUAACAUCUUUUGAUUUUUUUUUUUUGUUCAUUUUUCCAUAAGUCGUGGUCUGCAGAUCACCAUCAGAUUAAAUAAAAAAAAAAAUACUGAAA
Molecule: messenger RNA, 789 nt
Organism: Hyla sarda
Lineage: Eukaryota; Metazoa; Chordata; Amphibia; Anura; Hylidae
Product: peptidyl-prolyl cis-trans isomerase-like
Exons: 5
Coding region: 86-580 (164 amino acids)
Biological process (GO): protein folding; protein peptidyl-prolyl isomerization
Cellular component (GO): intracellular membrane-bounded organelle
Molecular function (GO): peptidyl-prolyl cis-trans isomerase activity
Source: RefSeq, a predicted model, not a curated record